AUGGAUUUGCUGCGCCUCCUCCUCAUCCUGCUGGCCAUGUGCUGUCCUGCGUACGGCACAUGGGACAGCUGUGGAGGGACCUGCGGGCUCCGGCCCACGGCUUUUCGGUAUGGCACGUCGCGCGUCGUGGGUGGCACAGAUGCCCAGGCAGGGGCCUGGCCCUGGAUCGUCAGCAUCCAGAAUCCCUGGCAAGCGGGCACGGGUCAUACCUGCGGAGGCUCCCUCAUCAGCGCACAGUGGGUCCUGACAGCAGCCCACUGCUUCAUCGAGGCCAGCUACAUCACCAUGUGGCGCGUGGUGAUCGGUGCCACGCGGCUGACUCAGCUGGGCCCUGAGGCCCAGGUGCGCAACAUCAAGCGGCUGCUCCUUCACCAAGGCUACAGUAACAUCACGCAGAGGAACGACAUUGCCUUGCUGGAGCUGGACCAGCCUGUGCAGUGCAACGCCUACGUUCAGCUUGCCUGUGUGCCCGAUGCCUCGCUGAGAGUCUCGCAGCUGAAAAACUGCUACAUCAGCGGCUGGGGUGCCACGACUGCAAGAUCUGGACGAUCAACGGAUGUGCUGCAGGAGGCCCAGGUCCGCCUCAUUGAUGUCAACGUCUGUAACAGCAGCCGGUGGUACAGAGGGGCCAUCCACACGCACAACGUCUGUGCUGGCUAUCCGCAGGGCGGCAUUGACACCUGCCAGGGGGACAGCGGUGGGCCUCUCGUGUGCCAAGACAGCAGUGCAGACUACUUCUGGCUUGUUGGUGUCACCAGCUGGGGGAGAGGCUGUGCCCGAGCCAGGCAGCCCGGAGUCUACACCUCCACUCAGCACUUCUACGACUGGAUCCUGCUACAGAUGGGCCUGCGCCCAGCAGUGAGGGCUACUCCAACAGCACGCGCUUGGAGUCAUUUUGUCACCACGUCAAGCCCCGUUCCGAGGCCAAGGCCCACAGCAGCGCAGUCGGGCGGCUCCUGCCCAUUUCCAGUCCAGAAGCUGCUGGACUUCUUUAGCCGGCUGCAGGAGCUCCUGCAGUACCUAAGGGGAAAAACGGUAGGCCACCACGCCCAGCCCCGUGGCAACCAGCCACUCUGUGACAUCACCCCCGGGGCCAAGGGCAUCCUGGGCAACGUGAGUUCGGGGGGCAGUAUGUUGGCGGCUGCACUCUACAUCACCAUGUGGCGCGUGGUGAUCGGUGCCACGUGGCUGACUCAGCUGGGCCCUGAGGCCCAGGCUGGACGAUCAACGGAUGUGCUGCAGGAGGCCCAGGUCCGCCUCAUGAUGUCAACGUCUGUAACAGCAGCCGGUGCAUUGGACUUCGAAGGCGCCUUUUUGGCGUUCUGA
Messenger RNA from Falco peregrinus (peregrine falcon), 1326 nucleotides. RefSeq names its product acrosin-like. Gene Ontology annotation, molecular function: serine-type endopeptidase activity. Gene Ontology annotation, biological process: acrosome reaction; proteolysis. The transcript is spliced from 9 exons. The record is from RefSeq and is a predicted model, not a curated record. Bases 1 to 1326 code for a protein of 441 amino acids. NCBI's taxonomy places the organism in Eukaryota, Metazoa, Chordata, Aves, Falconiformes, Falconidae.